CGAGGGGUCCGGCACCGCCCCGACCCCAGCCCGCGCCUAGGGCCGCGCCGCCGGCCGGGGGCGCAGAGCAGCGCCGUCGGUCCUGCAGCUGCCCCGCUCCGGCCCAGGCUCUGCGCUACUGUAGGAGGAGUUUGCUGCCGCCUCCCCCCAACGCACUGAGGCCGGAUUCCCCCCUGAGGUGCCACCACAGCUGCCAACAUGUCCAGCAAACGUGCCAAAGCCAAGACCACCAAGAAGCGCCCGCAGCGCGCCACCUCCAACGUCUUCGCUAUGUUUGACCAGUCACAGAUCCAGGAGUUCAAGGAAGCUUUCAACAUGAUCGACCAGAACCGUGACGGGUUCAUCGACAAGGAGGAUCUGCAUGACAUGCUGGCUUCCAUGGGAAAGAACCCCACUGACGAGUACCUGGAGGGCAUGAUGAGUGAGGCACCAGGGCCCAUCAACUUCACCAUGUUCCUCACCAUGUUUGGGGAGAAGCUGAACGGCACCGACCCAGAGGAUGUCAUCCGCAAUGCCUUUGCCUGCUUCGACGAGGAGGCGACAGGGUUCAUUCACGAGGACCAUCUGCGUGAACUGCUGACCACCAUGGGGGACAGGUUCACCGAUGAGGAGGUGGACGAGAUGUACCGGGAGGCGCCCAUCGACAAGAAGGGCAACUUCAAUUACGUGGAGUUCACCCGCAUCCUGAAGCACGGAGCCAAGGACAAGGACGAUUAGAGCCGAGAGCUGCCCCCCGCCUCCCGCACGUGCCACCCGCAUCCCCGCCCCUCGCUGCCCAGCCCCACCGCAGGCUCCCCCUGGCCGGGCCGGCGCCCUGCUCCAUGUCGUGCGGCCAUCGCGUGCCCGCCUGUCCUCUCCCAUUGCCCCGGGAUCCCGGCCAGGCUCCCCCCUCCCCCACGCUCCGCCGCUCCUCUCGCUCAGCAGGAGGGUCCGGACAGGGGCAGGCAGCCCGGGGAGCGCUGGCCGGGGGGGUUCCGGCUGGCUCAAAGCAGUGCAAUCCCUCUCCCAGAGGACCUAACACUGAAAGAAGCUCUCCCCUUUCCUCCCACACUCCCUUCCUUUAGGAAAGAAAGAAAAGAACACUUUGUUUCUUCCUCUUUGGCUGUUUUAUGGCUUUAGAGCCUGUGAUCUAAGCGAUUCAGAAAGCUGAAGCAGCCUAUAAAGUCUGACGGGUGUGACACA
Tympanuchus pallidicinctus (lesser prairie-chicken) is the source of this 1182-nucleotide messenger RNA. RefSeq names its product myosin light chain 9 (gene MYL9). Gene Ontology annotation, cellular component: myofibril; stress fiber; cytoplasm. Lineage: Eukaryota; Metazoa; Chordata; Aves; Galliformes; Phasianidae. The transcript is spliced from 5 exons. Gene Ontology annotation, biological process: platelet aggregation; myofibril assembly. Gene Ontology annotation, molecular function: calcium ion binding. The record is from RefSeq and is a predicted model, not a curated record. Bases 199 to 717 code for a protein of 172 amino acids.